AUGUUUGUUUCGCCCCUGCUCUCCGUUUUUUUUUUUGGUUCGGUGUUGUCUCUCCUUCUUCUCGGCUCCAACGCAUGUGAAUUUUGUUUUGGAUUUCCCUGCUGCCGAGUUCCUGCCUUCCCUCCCCCCCCCCUUCUUUCCUCUUCUCUUUUCCUUUUUUUAAAGUUUUCUCGGUUUCAGCUUUGUGAUCUGUUCAGUCUGAUUUUGUUGUUUGCUGUUUUUUGA
This is a messenger RNA of Leptomonas pyrrhocoris, 225 nucleotides long. RefSeq lists its product as hypothetical. The record is from RefSeq and is a predicted model, not a curated record. The coding region runs from base 1 to 225 and encodes 74 amino acids. The transcript has a single exon. NCBI's taxonomy places the organism in Eukaryota, Euglenozoa, Kinetoplastea, Trypanosomatida, Trypanosomatidae.